UGACCCUGCUGAAAUAACCACUGGAGCAGUUGAAAUAACCACUGGAUCAGCUGAAAUAACUACUGACCCUGCUGAAAUAACCACUGGAGCAGUGGAAAUAACUACUGGGGCAGCUGAAAUUUCUACCGAAGGACCUGAGAUAACUACUGAUCCUGCUGAAAUGACCACAAGAUCAGCUGAAAUAACCACUGACCCUGCUGAAAUAACCACUGGAGCAGUGGAAAUAACUACUAGGGCAGCUGAAAUAACCACUGAUCCUGCUGAAAUGACCACUAGAGCAGUUGAAAUAACCACUGGAUCAGCUAUAAUAACUACUGACCCUGCUGAAAUAACCACUGGAGCAGUGGAAAUAACUACUGGGGCAGCUGAAAUAACUACUGAAGGACCUGAAAUAACCACUGAUCCUGCUGAAAUGACCACUAGAGCAGCUGAAAUAACCACUGACCCUGCUGAAA
Molecule: messenger RNA, 455 nt
Organism: Owenia fusiformis
Lineage: Eukaryota; Metazoa; Annelida; Polychaeta; Sabellida; Oweniidae
Source: the annotation of a GenBank genome assembly